Leishmania mexicana MHOM/GT/2001/U1103 is the source of this 1659-nucleotide messenger RNA. RefSeq lists its product as hypothetical. The transcript has a single exon. Gene Ontology annotation, biological process: dephosphorylation. The record is from RefSeq and is a predicted model, not a curated record. NCBI's taxonomy places the organism in Eukaryota, Euglenozoa, Kinetoplastea, Trypanosomatida, Trypanosomatidae. Gene Ontology annotation, molecular function: phosphatase activity. Bases 1 to 1659 code for a protein of 552 amino acids.
AUGCUUUGCCGCGACACGCUGUGCGACACGACGCCGGCUGUCCUCGACUUCCUCAACGGCCUCUCCGCUGCGAGUAAGUCGCCCAGCACCGGCGGCGGCGGCGCACCACAAGACGGCCAUAACGUGCAGAGCUGCAUGCCUAUUAUGGGUCAUGUUUUUCUCACGAGCCUGCUCUGUGUCUCGAGGCUGGCCCGCAGGCGACAGCUUCUCCUGCAAAGUCUCCAGCAGUCAGCCCUGCCGCCGAGAGCGUCUGCGAUGCCAUCGAUGGAAGACGUCACGGUCCAGCCCCGUUCAGCAGCAGCGGCAGAGGCAGGCGAUACGGUCUUUGUGCGCCUGGUGCUGUCUCUCCUCGGGCACACGGUGAUGAAGCAGGCAACCAAGGCACCAUGCACCGCCGCCCCAGGCGACAAUGCCUCCCCGCAAGCAGCGCCACUGCCGUGGUGGGCCGCCACCUCCGCUCCAAGUGAGCACGCGCAAGAUGUUGUGUAUGAUGUUCAGUGCGUGGACGACGCAGAUGACCGAGUCGGCGACAACGUCGGGCUCAGUGAGGAACAUGCGCCCGAGGCGGGUCACACACCCUUCACCGCCAGGACAGGCGCUCAUUGCCGUAUCGUCUUGCGUUCCCAUCCGGUGGUCAUAUUUUCCCCAGCGAUAAUGAGUGAGUUAGCGCUGGACGCUGAGCAACGCGCGUCUGUCGCAUCGAGGAACGGGUGCCACGGCGGAGCGGCAGGCACCGAUAGCAGUGAGGCUGUGGACGCCGAAGCGGUCACUGGCUCGUGCGUUGCGCGUGCCUUGGAAGUAUUCGACGCGCGCGUGCGCCACCACGAGGAGGCGUGCCUGCGUCAAAUCGCUGAGAUAGUAGAGUCGCUGCAGCGGCUUCUGGAGAAGCCCGCCACGGAAGUGAAAAAGCCCGGAGAGCUGGUCAGCACAGGCUUACCUUCUGAUAGCGCCAACGGUGACGCCGCUCGGCUUGAUGGUUGUGCCUCGCCACUCCACGGGUGGACCGUAGACGUCCCCAUCUAUGGUGUGGUUGUUUGCAUCGAGGACACGCAUGCUACCCGGCUGGAGCGCGUACGCCGUCUCACCACACCGCUGCUCCAGGCGGCGACCGGCUGCGGUGACGCGGCAGGCGGGCCUCUCGGCCCUGUAACACAGGUCCUUUCCAAGCUCCACACCUGGUGUGCUGCGUCGACGGCAGCGUCCACCUCGAGUGCGUCCCCGGGCGCUUCUGCGUGCACCCCCGCCCUACGGGCUAUCACACGCAUGCAUGUGACGGAGUUGCGCCAGCUCGUUGAACGUCACCUCCAUAAGUCACAGACAGCAGCAGCGCGUCUGCCAGGGCCAGCCUACCCAGCCACCGUGGGUUACGACGCUUCACAGACUUUGGCAGCUCCCGCUUGCGUCGUGCACUGCCAGCUCGGUGUGUCACGCAGCCCAAGCGUGGUGAUGCUCUUUUACAUGGACAUGUUCGCGCCACAGCUGCGUGCGGCUGCCUCGGCAGCAGAGGCGGCCCUCGACAUAUUUCACGGCCUCCUGAACGCGCUCGUCCAGGCGCGUCAUCAAGUACGGCCGAACGUGUGCUUUUCCGCGCAGCUACUCUCGCUCUGGAGACGGUUGAUGCAGCUCGACACACCAGCCAGCCCCACGCGAGCCGUGUAG